Molecule: messenger RNA, 2506 nt
Organism: Anoplopoma fimbria (sablefish)
Lineage: Eukaryota; Metazoa; Chordata; Actinopteri; Perciformes; Anoplopomatidae
Product: E3 ubiquitin-protein ligase TRIM39-like
Exons: 4
Coding region: 561-2189 (542 amino acids)
Molecular function (GO): protein binding; zinc ion binding
Source: RefSeq, a predicted model, not a curated record
GUUUGUCUGAUCAACAGCAGAGCUGCAGUCGAGACAAGUCUCUCUGUUUCUCUGUAAAGAAACAUUCAACUGAAUCCAGCAGCUUUUUCUCACCAACACAGCAGAAUCUCUUCAAACACUGAUCAACACGUAAUACUUCUGGUUCACUGAGAGGAGGAGCAACUCUGAAAGAGGAGAGCUGCAGAAUCACUUUUCCUGAAAUGAAAGUGAAAGUGAAAGUUUGUCUGAUCAACAGCAGAGCUGCAGUCGAGACAAGUCUCUCUGUUUCUCUGUAAAGAAACAUUCAACUGAAUCCAGCAGCUUUUUCUCAACAACACAGCAGAAUCUCUUCAAACACUGAUCAACACGUAAUACUUCUGGUUCACUGAGAGGAGGAGCAACUCUGAAAGAGGAGAGCUGCAGAACCACAUUUCCUGAAAUGAAAGUGAAAGUUUGUCUGAUCAACAGCAGAGCUGCAGUCGAGACAAGUCUCUCUGUUUCUCUGUAAAGAAACAUUCAACUGAAUCCAGCAGCUUUUUCUCACCAACACAGCAGAAUCUCUUCAAACACUGAGUGUAGACAUGUCUGCUGCCAGCUGUCUGCUGACUGAAGAUCAGUUUCUGUGCUCCAUCUGUCUGGAUGUGUUCACUGAUCCAGUCAACACACCAUGUGGACACAACUUCUGUAAAACCUGCAUCAAUGAACACUGGGACGUUAAUGUCCAGUGUCAGUGUCCAAACUGUAAAGAGUUGUUCAACACCAGACCUGAGUUGCGGGUCAAUACUUUGAUCUCUGAGAUGGCUGCUCAGUUCAGACAGUCAGCUCAACAGAAAGCCAGAAACAGAAGCUCAGAGCAACAAGCUGAUAAACCAGGAGAAGUUCCCUGUGACGUCUGCACUGGAACCAAACUGAAGGCCAUGAAGUCCUGCCUGGUGUGUCUGGUCUCCUACUGUGAGACUCACCUGGAGCCUCAUCUGACAAUGUCAGGUCUGAAAAGACAUCAGCUGAUCGACCCUGUGGAGAACCUGGAAGACAGGAUGUGUACGGAGCACGAUAAACUGAUGGAGCUGUUCUGUAAGACCGACCAGAUGUGUGUCUGCAUGCUCUGCAGUCUUUCAGACCACAAGACACAUGAUGUUGUUCCUCUGAAAGAAGGUUAUGAAGGAAAGAAGGCCGAGCUGGAGGCUGAAAUUCAGCAGAUGAUCCAGAAGAGACGACUGAAGAUUCAGGAGAUCAAACACUCAGUGGAGCUCAGUGAGGAAGAUGCAGACAGAGAGAUAGCAGAUGGUGUUCAGGUCUUCACCGCUCUGAAGGAGUCUGUUGAGAGAAGCCAGGCCGAGCUCAUCCACACGAUCAAAGAGAAGCAGAGAAAGACAGAGAAACAGGCUGAAGGCUUCAUCAAAGAGCUGGAACAGGAAAUCUGUGAGCUGAAGAAGAGAAGCACUGAGGUGGAGCAGCUCUCACGCUCUGAAGACCACCUCGACAUCCUCCAAAGCUUCAUUUCCCUGAACGCUGCUUUACCCACAAAGGACUGGACAGAAGGCAACGCCCAACCACUCUAUGAGGGGACUGUGAGGAAAGCUUUGAAUCUGCUGGAGGAGAUGAUUAGUGAACAGAUAAAGAAUCUGGUUGAGGCCGAGUUGAAGAGAGUCCAGCAGUCUGCAGUGGAUGUGACACUUGAUCCUGAUACAGCUCAUCCUGAACUCAUCCUGUCUGAUGAUGGAAAACAAGUUAAACAUGGUGUAUGGAAGAAUCUCCCAGACAAUCCAGAGAGAUUUGAUUUUUGUGCUAAUGUCUUAGCAAAGCAGAGUUUCUCUUCAGGAAGAUUUUACUACGAGGUUCAGGUUAAAGAGAAGACUAAGUGGACUUUAGGAGUGGCCAGAGAGUCGAUCAACAGGAAGGGACAAAUCACACCGACUCCUCAGGAUGGUUACUGGUUAAUAUGUUUGAGGAAUGAGAAUGAGUAUGAAGCUUGUGCUGGCCCAUCAGUCUGUCUCUCUCUGAAGUCUCAGCCUGAGAAGGUGGGGGUGUUGGUGGAUUAUGAGGAGGGUCUGGUCUCCUUUUAUGACGUUGAUGCUGCAGCUCUUAUCUACUCCUUUACUGGCUGCUGCUUCACUGAGAAACUCUACCCAUUAUUUAACCCAUGUACUAAUGAUGGUGGUAAAAACUCUGCCCCUCUGAUCAUCUCUCCUGUCAAUCACACUGAGUAGAACAACCAGUUGAUUUUCUACAGAAAGAUCAACUUUCACUUAAUGUAAUAAAUGUAUAUUUUUUUGUGAAGACAUUGUUGACUUUUUCAGAUUCAAAUGUUUUUCUUUGAUCUGUCAUAUUGCUACUUACUACUUCAAGACAUUGAUUAAUAAUAGUGUAGAUUGAAGUAUAAAUGAUGCUGUGUUCACACCAAACAAGAAGCAAAUUUUCCGAGUUGCCUUAUGGGUGUGAGUUUUAUCGCAGGAUUAUUUGUGUUUAUUUGCAUCUUUCGCGCUAGAAGCGCCAGAGAGAAGCGGGUGCUAAAAAUGGAUAAAUG